CUGGGGGCUCCCGUCGGGCUGCUGCAGUUUGCCAAUGGCGAACGUGAUGCGUGUUACGUACGGAUUAUUUUUAUUUUCUGAGUAAUCUUUCUAUGGUAGCAAAACCAUAUGUCUUAAGGCUACAUAAGUGGUGUACUAAAACUUUGAUAUUGUUUCGUGACGGUGCUUGUGUUCUUUAUAAUGCUGCUGCUGCAAAGUAAAGCUGCUUGUAUUAGACAAACAUGCACCAAAGCCAAAGGAAAGACUGAAUGAAAGUGUUGUCUUAGUCCUCGAAGCUCUGAGCUCACAGUGAUGAUCUCUCAGAUCAGCCCGAGUCUGUACCUGAGUGGAGUGGAGGCCGUGAAUCAGUCAGCGCUGGAGCACAGAGGCAUCACUUUGCUGGUGAACGCCUGCGCUGAAUACCCCUGUCCCGAGUAUCAGGGGGUGAAGUGCGUUUGGGUGCCGGUGGAGGACCGUCCUCACGCCCCUCUGGAGCAGCACUUUGACAGGGUUUCUGAGCAGAUCCAGCAGAACUGCUCUGGAAGCUCUCUGGUGUUCUGCUCGGCCGGGAGAAGCAGGUCUCCGUCUCUUAUCAUGGUGUAUCUCAUGCGCUUUGAGGGUCUCUCGCUACUUCAGGCUCAUCAGCGGGUUCUGGCAGCACGGCCCUUCAUUCGACCAAAUGCAGGCUUCUGGAGACAACUGCUUCAGUAUGAGAGGAAACUGACCCACAGCAACAGCAUCAGGAUGGUGUCCACCUCACAGGGCGUCCUACCAGAGGCCAUCCAGCUCACACAGGACUCCUCAUACUGCCUGGAUGUUUAAUUCUGGACACCCUGAACUGGACAUAUUUUUAUAGUGUGUGUGUGUAAAACAAAUAGCUCUGUAGUAUUUAAUUGUAAGUAAAACAUAUAUUUCAGUAUAAUACAAUGAUAACUGAGUCUGUUGUAACUUUUUUGAUGUAUAGAUUUUAACACAUAAAAUGCACGGAUAAUCAAGUAAAUCUACAUUGCGUCAGCCCAUUAAAAGUUCAUCUUGAAAUAUUUAUUUAACAAUAUAACAUUUAUUAUUAUGUUUAAGCUAAUGAAAAUCAUUAAAGAUUUCACAUCCCAAAGACGUGAACCACAACCAGAAUUAUUUUAAAUGUAAGACUAAAACUAUAAUAAGAGGGCUCAGAUUAAAUGUAUGAACUAUCAGUCAGAGGGCAGAAGGCAUGUAGAUGAUUGUGUCCAACAAACUUUUUUUCAGCAAAGAUUAAGAUUAUUCUGAUCAUUUAGAGGCCUUAGAAAUUCAUGUAUCAGGUGAGAUUUUCUGGGAUAUCGUUGUUGGUUAGUGUAACAUAUAUAUUGUUUCAGAUCAUUGUAGUUCAAGCACCUCCUGUAGGCAGGUGUAUCUGUACAGUUUUGUUUUGUGACUGUAUAUGACUUUGGUUUAUUUGAUUGCUAUAAAGGGCAUGUCAAAGUAAUUUUUCUACAUGCCAUUUCCUUUACUGCAGACCACUAGGGUGUCUUCAACAAUUGCUAGAAGUCAUUGCAAACUAGGUGCAUUAGUUUACCUUUGUUUCAUUUCCUAUAGAGGUUAACUUAAGGCAGCUCUCUCAAACACGUCACGUGGUGUCUCAUAAGUGUUUAUGAGACACCAUGGACCAAGUCUCUAAGUACUGAUACUACAGUAAAAUAAGAAAAGGUCAUAUGCAAAAUAGUUUGUUGCACUGAUUUAAAAUCUGAAGUGGUGCAAAUAAGCAGUCUUUUUGCUACACUAUUGAUUUUAUUUAAGAAUAUAUAGUUCUUAAAACUUCUGGAGCAAUUGUGGUUCACCAAUUUGCCAAUAUCAACAACUCGAUAUUGGUCAAUUUUUAAAUAGGCCUAUUAUAAUUUGGUAAUGUAGGGGCCCUUGAAAAUUGUUCUGGAUCAGAUCAGCUCAUCAGAUCAUACU
Molecule: messenger RNA, 1911 nt
Organism: Carassius gibelio (silver crucian carp)
Lineage: Eukaryota; Metazoa; Chordata; Actinopteri; Cypriniformes; Cyprinidae
Product: dual specificity protein phosphatase 14
Exons: 2
Coding region: 292-801 (169 amino acids)
Biological process (GO): protein dephosphorylation
Cellular component (GO): cytoplasm
Molecular function (GO): protein tyrosine/serine/threonine phosphatase activity
Source: RefSeq, a predicted model, not a curated record